Molecule: messenger RNA, 3918 nt
Organism: Archocentrus centrarchus (flier cichlid)
Lineage: Eukaryota; Metazoa; Chordata; Actinopteri; Cichliformes; Cichlidae
Product: large neutral amino acids transporter small subunit 4-like
Exons: 15
Coding region: 211-1944 (577 amino acids)
Biological process (GO): transmembrane transport; neutral amino acid transport
Molecular function (GO): L-amino acid transmembrane transporter activity; neutral L-amino acid transmembrane transporter activity
Source: RefSeq, a predicted model, not a curated record
GAAAGCCAGCUGGCACCCCGGGUGUGAAUUUUCACCGUUGCCCGGCGUCUUUUCCACCGAAGGACGCUCGCACCCUCAGAGGCUGAACUGACUCGAGGACGGAGCUGCUCUGUCGGGUCUCCCUCCUCCCAGGAUCCACACGCUCAGGCUCAAACAGCCUUCCUCAUAUACAGUCAGGUCUAGUCCACUGCUACCUCUGAUCCAUCCAAAAUGGCUCCCACCCUGACCACUGCCUUCUCCCGCCGCUGGUGGAUGGCAGUCACAGCAGUAAUCGAGAACCUGCUUUUCUCUGCUGUGCUGCUUGGCUGGUCGUCCCUGCUCAUCAUGCUCAAGUCAGAGGGCUUCUACUCUUACCUGUGCAAAGGACGAGACAACAGCUCCAGCUACAACCUCUCCAACACAUCCACCUCUGUGGCAGACGACGUGGAAGAAGAGUACUUGGAGAUGAACAACUGGCCCAUCUGCAAAGACCAGGAUGAGAUGCUGAACCUGGCCUUUACUGUGGGUUCCUUCUUGCUAUCAGCCAUAACUCUGCCCCUGGGUAUUAUCAUGGACAAAUAUGGGCCGCGGAAGCUGCGACUGUUGGGCAGUGGCUGCUUUGCCUUCUCCUGUCUCCUCAUCGCCUACGGCGCCAGCAAUCCCAAUAAGCUAUCAAUCCUGAUCUUCUUUGCACUGGCAAUGAAUGGGUUUGGAGGCAUGUGCAUGACCUUCACCUCUCUGACGCUGCCCAACAUGUUUGGAGACCUGAGGUCGACCUUCAUCGCCCUGAUGAUUGGAUCCUAUGCUUCCUCUGCUGUUACUUUCCCUGGCAUCAAGGUGAUCUAUGAACUGGGUGCCACAUUCAUCUCCAUCCUUCUGGUUUGGGCCGGCUGUGCCUGCCUCGUCUUCUUGAACUGCUUCGUCAACUGGCCUCUGGAGCCCUUCCCUGGCCCAGAAGACAUGGACUUCACGGUGAAGAUCAAGUUCAGCUGGCUGGGCUUUGACCAUAAGAUCACUGGGAAGCAGUUUUAUCAGCAGGUGACCACAGUGGGACGCCGUCUGAGCGUAGGCCACGCCAUAAAGCAGCAGCAGCCACCGUCCAAAGAGCUGUCCACGCAGGAGGCCAACAAGCUGUGCCUGUCCACCGUUGAGCUGGAGGUCAAUUGCAAGACCCAGGAGAAGACUCAGACUUUCAUGAAGAGUAUCUUUAGUCCCAUCUUCCUGUUGAGCCUUAUCACCAUGUGUGUGACUCAGCUGCGCCUCAUCUUCUACAUGGGAGCCAUGAACACCAUCCUGGAGUCCCUAACAGAAGGAGACCUCAGCACAGUGGAGAGGAUGGAAGUGGUGAGCCUGUACACCUCCAUCUUUGGCGUGCUCCAGCUUCUGUGUCUGGUCACCUCCCCUGUGAUUGGCUAUGUCAUGGACUGGAAGCUUAAAGACUGUGAGGAUGAAAAUGACAAGAGCACCAAGAGAGAGCCUGGUCAGCCUCGUCGCCCCAGCAAACGGAUCCAGAAGAUUAUCAAUGCCACCAGAGCUUUUAUCUUCACCAACAUACUCCUGGUUGGCUUUGGAGUCACCUGCAUUGUGCCCAACCUGCCACUUCAGGUUGUCUCCUUCAUCCUGCACACUAUUGUGAGAGGCUUCAUCCACUCUGCAGUUGGAGGGCUCUAUGCUGCUGUGUACCCAUCCUCUCAGUUUGGCAGCCUGACAGGCAUGCAGUCUCUGAUCAGCGCUCUUUUCGCCCUGCUCCAGCAGCCUCUCUUUAUGGCCAUGGUGGGACCUCUGGAGGGCGACCCCCUAUGGGUGAAUGUGGGUCUGCUGGUGCUCAGCAUGCUGGGAUUCUGCCUGCCUUUCUACCUGCUCCACCACAGCCGCCAACUCCAGCGCCUCAAAGACGAACGUGACGAGGACCCCAAGAUCUACGUUAAGAUGAGCAACGGCAGCAACCCGGAGGCCUGCGUCUAGACCAGGAGGAAGAAGAGUUUUUACACAACAGGAUGAGCUACACUAAAGAGGGAGGUGGCUGAGGUCACUUGCCUGUGGGACAUGUGAUGAAUGAAUUCACUCUGAGGCUGCUACACCUCAGACUCACAGAUCUUACAUUCCCCAUGAACACACACACACACUUCCACCAUCAUACUGAUACCCAUACGUGACUGAACACCACUGUGACACCCACCUUCACCCUCUCUCACAGUACGCGCUGUGAAGAAGCUCACACAGACACGGUCCACACGGGGAGCUUAUGGUCCUUCGACUGCACCUCUGAGCUGAGGACAAAACUGACUAAAGGGAGAGAAAAGAAGCAGCCGCUCAAAUCUCCCCAAAGGCUCCUCUUUUACUUUUUUCUUCACGUUCGACAUUUUCAUUUCAUGCUGUUGCAUCUGAAGCACAGGAGAAGAUGCCAAAAAAAAAAAAAAAAAAAUCCCAAUGACAGUGUUAGUGUGGUAAAAAAUUUUAGACAUUUGCUUUCUGAUUGCCCAGGUUUGUCUUACCCAAUCAAUUCUUACCUCUCUGUGUUACCCAAUCAAUUCUUACCUCUCUGUUUCUGUGAGGAAAACACACACACACACACACACACACACACACACACACACACACACACACACACACACUUACUUGUGCUCAAGGGCAUUAACUCACUAAGAACCCACAGACAGCAGCACUGGUAGCAGUUUAGAUGAAAACUUUGAGCUCAGUACACGAUUGUGUGCCAUGAUGCAGUGACUGGAUCAGUCUGCGGGGUUAGACAGACACUGCAUGAUGCCAGUGAUGGUGCUGGUCCCUUAUAACUGUUUCACUCAGUCACUCAGCUCGCCAUCUUUGUUUGUUUGUUUGUCCAUAUAUUUGAAAUACUUAUCCUUUUUUUUAUAUUUAGUUGCAAUAUGAUCUCAGAUGUGUUAAACGUUUGUUUCUUUUGCAUGUUCUCAAGAUGUCAAGGUGGAAAUGAUGUUAGACAUAGCGUGUUUUCAAAGGUUGGAGUGGAUGCUACGUGAAUUUUAGAGUCCUGAUUGGUUGUAGCAAUAAGUCUUCAGCGAGGUAUAACACGCUGACACAGACAGGCAGUACAUUUAAUGGACUGUAUUUCCAAAUCACAAAAAGGUGCUAGUUUAAUCACAGAAAUGUGUCAUUUGCAUUUGCUUUAAGGCACUAUUGCGGUCAUCAGAUAAUAACAAGAGUUUUUCUGAACAACAUAUGUUCCAAAGAACCAGUCAGAUUAUGUUUUGUUAUCACUUCUAUGGUGAUUUUGCUCUGUCACACAAACUCUGGGAUUCUUCAAUUCACCUCUUACAGACAAAGGGAGAUUUUGCUUGGAAGGUAGCAGAGUUGAAAAGGCGCACUCUUCCAGCUUCUGAGAGAAGACACCAGCAUUAUUAGACCAAGAACAGACAAUAAAGGAGUCUUUGUCUUUGAAACAGAAGCGUGGAGUGUGUAGACAGUGAUGCUGGGAGAUAAUAAUUCAGUCUGCUGUGUUAAAUGCCACACAGUGAAGCUCCUCUGAUUAAUUUGUGUUCCCCGCCAUGCAGUAAGGUGACAGAGGCACCUCCAAAGACUGCCGUGACCCUCAGAGUGCCUCACUGUGAUGGGAGGAGUGGAUCUGGGUAGGAUUUAGUCCCGCUCUUCCUCCAUCUACCCAUCCUUUCAUCCACCCCACUGGCCUCAAGCACACCUUGAAAUGUUCAUUGUUGACAGAACUGAGAGACGAGCCUCUGCUGCUGCCACGCGCUCCCAGCGAAUGAUUUAAUUAAGACAAGAACGGCACACGAUGCACUUUAGACCCUCUAAAAUGGACCUGCUGCCCACGUAUCAUACACACAGUGCAUGGCUGCUUACUGGUGGUGAGUGAUGCAAAGAAUGUAGACUCUGAGCUUAAAAUAUAGAUUUGUAAUUCACGACUGAGUUAUUUUUGUAUAAUCAGAAAAAAAAUGAAUGCUACAG